Molecule: messenger RNA, 24540 nt
Organism: Ochotona princeps (American pika)
Lineage: Eukaryota; Metazoa; Chordata; Mammalia; Lagomorpha; Ochotonidae
Gene: OBSCN
Product: obscurin, cytoskeletal calmodulin and titin-interacting RhoGEF
Exons: 107
Coding region: 156-24488 (8110 amino acids)
Biological process (GO): protein phosphorylation
Molecular function (GO): ATP binding; guanyl-nucleotide exchange factor activity; protein binding
Source: RefSeq, a predicted model, not a curated record
CCCUUUCGUCCCUGUCCAGUCUGAGGACUGGCAGGAGUGUGGGCUGCAGCUGGGUCUGUCCUGGGUCCCUGAAGGGAGUUGAGCCCCCGCAACUCCAUCACCGGCACACACACCUCUGCAGACAGGCUCCUGCAGUCAACAAGGCCAAAAGCGCCAUGGAGUCCUCCACCCUCAGUGGCGCACCUCGCUUUCUGACGCGGCCCAAGGCCUUCGUGGUGUCGGUGGGCAAAGACGCCACUCUGAGCUGCCAGAUCACAGGCAACCCCACGCCACAGGUGAGCUGGGAGAAGGACCAGCAGCCGGUGGAGCCGAGCGUGCGCUUUCGUCUGGCCCAGGACGGUGACCUGUACCGCCUCACCAUCCUGGACCUGGCUCUGGGUGACAGCGGGCAGUACGUGUGCCGUGCGCGCAACGCCAUUGGCGAGGCCUUUGCGGCUGUGGGCUUGCAAGUGGACGAUGAGGCUGCGCGUGCUGAGCAGGCGCCGCACUUCCUGCUGCGCCCAACAUCCAUCCGUGUACGCGAGGGCGCUGAUGCCACCUUUCGCUGCCGCGUUCGUGGCUCCCCGCAGCCAGCUGUGAGCUGGUCUAAGGAUGGGAGGCGCCUGGGCAUGCCCAAUGCCCCGCGAGUGUGCGUGGAGGAGAAGGGUGAGGAGAGCUCGCUGCGCAUUCGGGCUGCGCGGCCUCGAGACGGUGGCACCUACGAGGUACGUGCUGAGAAUACCCUGGGCGCUGUAAGUGCGGCGGCAGCGCUGGUGGUGGACUCUGAGGCCGACGUGCCCAGCCCGCCUGGAGCCUCCACUGCCACGCUACUGGCUCACCUGCAGCAGCGCCGCGAGGCUAUGCGCGCGGAGGACGCCCGCACUGCACCUCUCGUCGCAGGCAUGCGCACUUGCACAGUGACCGAGGGCAAACACGCACGCCUCAGCUGCUAUGUGACGGGCGAGCCCAAGCCUGAGACGCUGUGGAAAAAGGACGGGCAGCCUGUGACCGAGGGCCGGCGCCACGCAGUGUAUGAAGAUGCACAGGAGAAUUUCGUGCUCAAGAUACUGUUCUGUAGGCCUGAGGACUGCGGCCUGUACACUUGUGCAGCAUCCAACCUGGUGGGCCAGACCUACAGCUCCGUACUGCUGGUCGUUCGAGAGCCCACCGUUCCCUUCCGGAAACGACUUCAGGACCUGGAGGUGCGCGAGAAGGAGUCGGCCACAUUCCGAUGUGAGGUGCCACAGCCAGCCACUGAGGCUGCGUGGUUCAAGGAAGAGACACGGUUGUGGGCUGGAGCCAAGUAUGCCAUUGAAGCGGAGGGCGCAGAGCGACGGCUGACCGUGCACAAUGCCUCGGCGGACGAUGAUGCUGUGUACAUCUGCGAGACUGCGGAGGGCAGCCGCACUGUGGCCGAGCUUGCAGUCCGAGGCAACCUGACUCGAAAGCUUCCUCGGAAGACGGCGGUGCGCGUGGGGGACACAGCCAUUUUCUGUGUGGAGCUGGCUGGCCCAGAGGGUUCUGUCCGCUGGCUGUGGAACCAGGAGGAGGUUGUUGCCGGAGGCCGUGUGAGCAUCAGCAAUGAGGGCACCAGCCACACGCUGACCAUCUCCCAGUGUGGUCUGGGUGAUGCAGGGGAGGUAGCCUUUGUGGCCAACAGCUGCCGCACAUCCACACAGUUCUGUGUGUCAGCACCCAGGAGACCACCCUUGCAUUCCCCUGGAGACCCUGCUGUGCUGGCCAGGACCAAGAGUUCUGUGACCUUGAGCUGGUCCCCACCACCCCAUGGGGACCGUGCUGUCCCCAUUGAUGGCUACCUGGUGGAGAAGAGAAGGCUUGGCACCUAUGCUUGGAGCCGUUGCCAUGAGACAGAGCUGGUAGCCACACUGCAACUGACUGUGACUGGCGUGGCUGAGGAGAGCGACUUCCAGUUCCGGGUGUCAGCUGUCAACAGCUUUGGUCAGAGUCCCUAUCUUGAAUUUCCAGGGACGGUACACCUGGCUCCCCAGUUGGCCGUGAGGAUACCUCUGCAGGCAGUGGAGGCAGUGGAGGGUGGCGAGGUCACCUUUUCUCUGGAACUCACAGUGGCUUCGGCGGGUCAGUGGUUCCUAGAUGGGGAGGCCCUGAAGGCCAGCAGGACGUGCCAAAUGCUGAGCAGUGGCCUCCGGCACGUGCUCACCCUCCAAGAGGUCCCCGCCAGCCUGCAUGGGUCUCAGCUUAAGUUUGUGGCUGAUGGUGUUGAAAGUAGCAUCCGCCUGGAGGUCCGAGCAGCCCCAGAGCGGACUCCCCAUAAGCCUGCAGCUGUAGCUGCCCGGGAGGUGCUGGCCCGGCCGCACGAGGAGGCCCAGCUGCUGGCUGAGUUAUCUGACCAGGCUGCGACUGUGACAUGGCUGAAAGAUGGCCGUGAACUGGCCCCAGGUCCCAAGUAUGAGGUGCAGACCUCAGAUAGGCGGCAAGUGCUGCUGGUGCAUGACGUGACACGGGACGAUGCUGGCCUGUAUGAAUGUGUCAGCCAUGGGACCCGCCUCGCUUACCAGCUGUCUGUGCAAGGCCUGACAACUUUUCUGCACAAGGACUCAACAGGUGGUUGUGUGGAUGCCGUGGCUGGGGGCCAAGUCCAGUUUGAGUGUGAGACCUCAGAAGCCCAUGUGCCUGUGCGCUGGUACAAGGAUGGCUCAGAGCUGGGGAACUCUGGCCAGCGGCUCUCGCAGGAGGAUGAAGGCAGGCGGCACCGGCUGGUGGUGGCGUUGGUGUCCAGUCAGGAUGAGGGCACCUACUCCUGCCGUGCAGGUGGGGAAGCUGUGGACUUCCAGCUCCGUGUUUCAGAAACUCAAAAUGCGUUUGCCAAGGAGCAGGCGGCGCACAGCGAGGUGAGGACCGAGGCGGGGGCCAGCGCCACACUGAGCUGCGAGGUGGCCCAGGCGCAGACGCAGGUGGCGUGGUGCAAGGAUGGGAAGAAGCUGAGCUCGAGCUCGAGGGUGCGCAUGGAGGCCGCGGGCUGCACGCGGCGACUGGUGGUGCAGCAGGCGGGCACGGCGGACGCCGGGGAGUACAGCUGCGAGGCCGGGGGCCAGAGGGUCUCCUUCCGCCUGGACGUGGCAGAGCCCAAGGUGGUGUUUGCCAAGGAGCAGGCGGCGCACAGCGAGGUGAGGACCGAGGCGGGGGCCUGCGCCACACUGAGCUGCGAGGUGGCCCAGGCGCAGACGCAGGUGGCGUGGUGCAAGGAUGGGAAGAAGCUGAGCUCGAGCUCGAGGGUGCGCAUGGAGGCCGCGGGCUGCACGCGGCGACUGGUGGUGCAGCAGGCGGGCACGGCGGACGCCGGGGAGUACAGCUGCGAGGCCGGGGGCCAGAGGGUCUCCUUCCGCCUGGACGUGGCAGAGCCCAAGGUGGUGUUUGCCAAGGAGCAGGCGGCGCACAGCGAGGUGAGGACCGAGGCGGGGGCCAGCGCCACACUGAGCUGCGAGGUGGCCCAGGCGCAGACGCAGGUGGCGUGGUGCAAGGAUGGGAAGAAGCUGAGCUCGAGCUCGAGGGUGCGCAUGGAGGCCGCGGGCUGCACGCGGCGACUGGUGGUGCAGCAGGCGGGCACGGCGGACGCCGGGGAGUACAGCUGCGAGGCCGGGGGCCAGAGGGUCUCCUUCCGCCUGGACGUGGCAGAGCCCAAGGUGGUGUUUGCCAAGGAGCAGGCGGCGCACAGCGAGGUGAGGACCGAGGCGGGGGCCAGCGCCACACUGAGCUGCGAGGUGGCCCAGGCGCAGACGCAGGUGGCGUGGUGCAAGGAUGGGAAGAAGCUGAGCUCGAGCUCGAGGGUGCGCAUGGAGGCCGCGGGCUGCACGCGGCGACUGGUGGUGCAGCAGGCGGGCACGGCGGACGCCGGGGAGUACAGCUGCGAGGCCGGGGGCCAGAGGGUCUCCUUCCGCCUGGACGUGGCAGAGCCCAAGGUGGUGUUUGCCAAGGAGCAGGCGGCGCACAGCGAGGUGAGGACCGAGGCGGGGGCCAGCGCCACACUGAGCUGCGAGGUGGCCCAGGCGCAGACGCAGGUGGCGUGGUGCAAGGAUGGGAAGAAGCUGAGCUCGAGCUCGAGGGUGCGCAUGGAGGCCGCGGGCUGCACGCGGCGACUGGUGGUGCAGCAGGCGGGCACGGCAGACGCCGGGGAGUACAGCUGCGAGGCCGGGGGCCAGAGGGUCUCCUUCCGCCUGGACGUGGCAGAGCCCAAGGUGGUGUUUGCCAAGGAGCAGGCGGCGCACAGCGAGGUGAGGACCGAGGCGGGGGCCAGCGCCACACUGAGCUGCGAGGUGGCCCAGGCGCAGACGCAGGUGGCGUGGUGCAAGGAUGGGAAGAAGCUGAGCUCGAGCUCGAGGGUGCGCAUGGAGGCCGCGGGCUGCACGCGGCGACUGGUGGUGCAGCAGGCGGGCACGGCGGACGCCGGGGAGUACAGCUGCGAGGCCGGGGGCCAGAGGGUCUCCUUCCGCCUGGACGUGGCAGAGCCCAAGGUGGUGUUUGCCAAGGAGCAGGCGGCGCACAGCGAGGUGAGGACCGAGGCGGGGGCCAGCGCCACACUGAGCUGCGAGGUGGCCCAGGCGCAGACGCAGGUGGCGUGGUGCAAGGAUGGGAAGAAGCUGAGCUCGAGCUCGAGGGUGCGCAUGGAGGCCGCGGGCUGCACGCGGCGACUGGUGGUGCAGCAGGCGGGCACGGCAGACGCCGGGGAGUACAGCUGCGAGGCCGGGGGCCAGAGGGUCUCCUUCCGCCUGGACGUGGCAGAGCCCAAGGUGGUGUUUGCCAAGGAGCAGGCGGCGCACAGCGAGGUGAGGACCGAGGCGGGGGCCAGCGCCACACUGAGCUGCGAGGUGGCCCAGGCGCAGACGCAGGUGGCGUGGUGCAAGGAUGGGAAGAAGCUGAGCUCGAGCUCGAGGGUGCGCAUGGAGGCCGCGGGCUGCACGCGGCGACUGGUGGUGCAGCAGGCGGGCACGGCGGACGCCGGGGAGUACAGCUGCGAGGCCGGGGGCCAGAGGGUCUCCUUCCGCCUGGACGUGGCAGAGCCUCCUGCAGAGGCAGAGCCUGAAGGCCCUGGAGCUCCUGGGAGCCGGGGUCACAGGAAACCUAUGGUGGUCAGAGAGCAUGAGGACAUCGUCCUGACUGCCACGCUGGCCACGCCCUCUGCGGCCAUGGUGGCCUGGCUCAAGGAUGGAGUGGAGAUUCGCCGCAGCCAGCGGCACACUAUGGCCAGCCUAGGGGACACCCACUCCCUGACUGUGCGAGGUGCCCAGCUGCUGGAUAGUGCGGUCUACAGCUGUCAUGUUGGCGUCACAGGCCAGGACUUUGUCGUGCAGGUGCAAGAGGUGGUUGCCACGUUCCUCCGACCACUGGUGCCCAUGAGUGGUGAGCUGGGCGGCUCUGUAACACUGGCCUGUGAGCUCAGUGUCCCUCAGGCCCAGGUGGUGUGGCGCUGCGGGGAUAUGCAGCUGCGGCCUGGUAGGCGCUUCCAGAUGGAGGCUGCGGGGCUCCUGCGCACCCUCACCGUGUCGGGCCUGCGCUCUGAGGACGCGGGCGAGUAUGUGUGCGAGACCCGCGACGACCGCACUAGUGCGAGGUUGUCAGUUUGCGUGCCACGUGUGGUCAAGUUUACAUCCCAGCUGAGCGCAGCAGUAGCGGAGGAGGGCAGUGAGGCCACCUUCCAGUGUGUGGUAUCCCCGGAGGAUACAGCUGUCACCUGGCACCACAACGGCACUGUGCUGCAGCCAGGCGAGAAGGUGGUCAUCUCGCGGAGUGGCGCAGUGCACAGCCUGACCAUCUCCGGCCUGACCCUUGGGGAUGCGGGCCAAAUCUCUGCAGAGGCAGAGGGCAUCUCCACUGCUGCCAGUCUGAGAGUCCGAGAGGCUCCAGUAUUGUUCAGAAAGAAGCUGGCAGCACAGACGGUAGAGGAGCGGACUCCAGCGACGCUGGAGGUGGAGUUGUCACGGCCAUGGCCGCAAGUGAAGUGGACUCGGAACGCAGUGGUCCUGGUGCCUGGAGAGAAUGUGGAGAUCCUAGCUGAGGGUGUGCACCACCGCCUGCGGCUGCACUGCGUGAGCUAUGAGGACCGUGGUUUCUAUGGCUGUGAGACGCCAGAUGACAAGACCCAGGCCAAACUCAGCGUGGAGAUGCGCCAGGUGCGGCUGGUCCGUGGCUUGCAGGCAGUGGAGGUUCUGGAGCAAGGCUCAGCCACCCUGCAGGUGGAGUUGUCCCAUGCUGAUGUGGAGGGCAGCUGGACACGUGACGGCCUGCGGCUGCAGCCAGGACCCACCUGCCAGCUUGUGGUGCAUGGCCCCACCCACACCCUGACACUGUUGGAGCUGCGGCCACAGGAUGGGGGCCUGGUGGCCUUCAGGGCUGAGGGUGUGCACACCUCGGCUCGGCUUGUCGUCAGUGAGCUGCCUGUGCACUUCAGCCGCCCGCUGCAGGAUGUUGUGGCUGCUGAAAAGGACAAGGUCACACUGGAAUGCGAGUUGUCACGAUCCAAUGUCACUGUGCACUGGCUGAAGGAUGGCGUGGAGUUGCGAGCAGGAAAGGCUGUGGGCAUUUCGGCCCAAGGUACCUGCAGGAGCCUCACUGUGUACUCCUGUGAGCGUGGGGACCAGGGUGUGUACGUGUGUGAUGCUGGGGAUGCCCAGACCUCUGCCUCUCUGAAGGUGCAAGGCCGUGACAUUCAGAUCGUGCGGCCUCUGGAGGAUGUAGAGGUGACCGAGAAGGAGGGUGCCACCUUCUCCUGUGAGGUUUCCCACGACGAGGUGUCCGGCCAGUGGUUCCGGGAAGGCACUAAGCUGCGGCCCAGCGAGAACCUGCGCAUCCGGCAGGAAGGGAGGACCCAUACCCUCAUCUUUCGGAAGGUUGUGGUGGAAGAUGUAGGAGAGAUCAGAUUUGUAGCCGAAAGUGCAGAGUCUUGUGCCCAGCUCCGAGUGAAAGAACUGCCAGUGACCCUGGUACGCCCCCUGCGGGACAAGAUUGCCAUGGAACGGCACCGUGGUGUGCUUGAGUGCCAGCUGUCUCGGGCCAGUGCACAGGUGCGGUGGUUCAAGGGGCACGAGGAACUGCAGCCAGGCACCAAGUAUGACAUGGUCAGCGAUGGUGUGUACCGCAAGCUGGUCAUCAGGGAUGUGCAGCCAGAGGACGAGGACACCUACACUUGUGAUGCUGGUGACGUGCAGACCAGUGCCCAAUUCUUUGUGGAAGAGCAGUCCAUUAGCAUCGUGCGGGGCCUGCAGGACGUGACUGUGAUGGAACCGGCCCCCGCCUGGUUUGAGUGCGAGAUCUCCAUCCCUUCGGUGCGGCCACCCAAGUGGCUUUUGGGCCAGACAGUGCUGCAGGCAGGCCCAAACGUGGGCCUGGAGCAGGAAGGCACUGUGCACCGGCUGACCCUGCACCGCACCUGCUCCACCAUGACUGGGCCUGUGCACUUCACUCUUGGCAAGGCCCGCUGCUCUGCACACCUUGUGGUCUCGGACAUCCCAGUAGUGCUUGUGCGGCCACUGGAGCCCAAGGUGGGACGGGAGCUGCAGUCGGUGGUUCUGUCGUGUGACUUCAGGCCGGCCCCCAAGGCCGUGCAGUGGUACAAGGAGGACACACCCCUCACUCCAUCUGACAAGUUCAAGAUGAGGCUAGAGGGCCAGAUGGCUGAGCUGCGUGUCCUGCGGCUCACGCCUGCCGAUGCUGGCGUAUACCGAUGCCAGGCGGGCAGUGCCCAGAGCAGUGCUGUAGUCACUGUAGAAGCACGAGAGGUGACGGUGACGCAGCCGCUGCAGGACACAGUGGCCACAGAGGAGGGCCGGGCCUGCUUCUCGCUGGAGUUGUCGCAUGAGGAUGAGGAGGUUGAGUGGUCACUCAACGGGGUGACCCUGUGCAGCGAUAGCUUCCAUGAGGUCAUCCAUGAGGGCCGCCGACACACGUUGGUGUUGAAGAGCGUGCGUCAGGCCAAUGCAGGCACUGUGUGUGCCUGCUCCCUCAGGGUGUCAGCCUCCGCCCGCCUGGAGGUCAGAGCAAAGCCAGUGGUGUUCCUGCGUGCGUUGGACGAUGUAUCGGCAGAAGAGCACAGCACGUUGACCCUGCAGUGUGAGGUGUCCAGCCCUGAGGCCUGCGUUGUGUGGAGCAAAGAUGGCGUGGAGCUAGGCCCCAGUGACAAGCGUGACUUCCUGCAGACGGCUGGCACAAGGGGGCUGGUGUUACAUGACCUGAGCUGCGAGGAUGCUGGCGUGUAUGCCUGCCGUGUGGGCACUGAGGAGACCCGGGCCCAUGUCAGUGUACAUGACCUCCUCGUGGGCAUCACCAAAAGGCUGAAGACGACAGAGGUGCUGGCUGGGGACAGUUGCAGCUUCGAGUGCAUUCUGUCCCAUGAGAGUCCAAACGAGAGAGCCAAGUGGACAAUCGGCGGGAAGACAGUGGGCAGCUCCGGCCGCUUCCAUACUGCCUGCCAGGGCCGCAAAUACACCCUGGUGGUCAAGGAGGCCACCCCCAGUGACGCCGGAGAGGUGGUUUUCUCUGUGCGGGGUCUCACCUCCAAGGCCUCGCUCAUCGUCAGAGAGCGGCCUGUGGACUUCGUGAAGGCCUUAGAGGACCAACGUGCUGUGCCAGGGGAGGACGUGGUGCUGAGCUGUGAGCUGUCACGUGCAGGUGCUUCGGUGCGCUGGCUGAAGGAAGGGAAAGCCAUCCGCCAGAGCCAGAAGUACAGUGUGCUCUGUGAGGGUGCCAGGGCCAUGCUGGUCAUCCGGGGGGCCUCAGCUCAGGACUCUGGCACCUACACGUGUGAGGCUGAGGCUUCUCGGACGUCGGCCAGCCUUCGCGUGGAAGAUAAGGCAAACAGAUUCACGGAGGAGCUGGCUGACCUGCAGGCGGAGGAGCAGGGCACAGCUAUGUUCACAUGUAAGACAGAGAGGCCAGCCACCCGGGUGACCUGGCGCAAGGGCCUGAUGGAGCUGCGCACCUCGGGCAAGCACACACCCAGCCAGGAGGGCCUCACUCUGACCCUCACCAUCAACUCCCUGGAAAAGGCUGACAGCGACACCUACAUUUGUGACAUUGGUCAGGCCCAGACGCAGGCACGGCUCAUGGUACAAGGCCAGAAGGUUCUCAUCACCGAAGACCUAGAGGACGCUGAGGUGCAGGAGGGCUCCUCGGCCACCUUCUCCUGUCGUAUCUCCCCUGCUGACUACGAGCCUGUGCGCUGGUUUCUGGACAAGACACCCCUGCAUGCCAAUCAGCUCAAUGAAAUAGAGGUCCAGCCUGGGGGCUACCAUGUGCUCACCCUGCGGCAGCUGGCACUCAAGGACUCAGGCACUGUCUACUUUGAGGCAGGAGACCAGCGGACCUCAGCUGCCCUGCGGGUCACUGAGAAGCCAAGCAUCUUCUCCCGGGAGCUCACGGAUGCUACAGUCACAGAGGGUGAGGACCUGACUCUGUUCUGUGAGACCACAACACCAGUUAGCCCUGUGCGCUGGACCAAGGAUGGGAAGACCCUGCGGCCAUCGGCAAGGUGCCAGCUGAACUACGAAGGCCGCCGGGCCCAGCUGACCAUCGUGGACACUACCCUGCAGGAUGGUGGGCGCUACAAGUGUGAGGCAGGGGGUGCCUCCAGCAGCUCCAUCGUCAGGAUCCAUGCUCGGCCUGUGCAGUUCCAGGAGGUGCUGAAGGACCUGGAGGUGCUGGAGGGUGGUGCUGCUACGCUGCGCUGCACGCUGUCAGCGGUGGCUGCACCUGUGCAGUGGCGCCGUGGAGAUGAUGUCCUGAGGCCCUGCAGCAAAUACGGUCUGCGCCAGGAGGGCACCGUGUUGGAACUGGUGGUGCGGGACCUGCAGCCACAGGACAGUGGGCAGUUCUCCUGCUCUGUCAGAGAUCAAGUGACCUCAGCUACCCUCACUGUGAAGGCCCUGCCUGCCCAGUUUGUAGGAAAACUGAGGAACAGGACGGCCACGGAGGGAGCCACGGCCACGCUGCGUUGUGAGCUGAGCAAGGUGGCCCCUGUGGAGUGGAGGAAGGGGUCACAGACACUCAGAGAUGGGAGCAGACACAGCCUGAGGCAGGAGGGGACCAUGUGUGAGCUGCACAUCCGUGGCCUGGCCUUGGAGGACGCUGGAGAAUACACGUGUGUGUGUGGGCAGGAGAGGACCUCGGCCACGUUGAGCGUCACGGCCCUGCCUGCCCAUUUCAUAGGAAGUCUGAGAAGUGAGGAGGCCACGGAAGGGGCCACGGCCAUGCUGCAGUGUGAGCUGAGCAAGGCAGCCCCCGUGAAAUGGAGGAAGGGGUCAGAGACCAUCAAAGACGGGGACAGACACAGCCUGAGGCAGGAGGGGACCGUGUGUGAGCUGUAUAUUCGUGACCUGGCCUUGGAGGACGCUGGAGAGUACACAUGUGUGUGUGGGCAGGAGAGGACCUCGGCCACGCUGAGCGUCACAGCACUGCCUGCCAAGUUCACAAAGGGUCUGAGGAAUGAAAAGGCCACGGAAGGGGCCACGGCCACGCUGCGUUGUGAGCUGAGCCAGGUGGCCCCUGUGGAGUGGAGGAAGGGGUCAGAGACACUCAGAGAUGGGAACAGACUCAGCCUGAGGCAGGAAGGGACCGUGUGUGAGCUGUGCAUCCGUGACCUGGCCUUGGAGGACGCUGGAGAGUACACGUGUGUGUGUGGGCAGGAGAGGACCUCGGCCACGCUGAGCAUCACAGCCCUACGCACCAAAUUCAUGAAAGAUCUGAGGAAUGAAGAGGCCAUGGAAGGGGCCACGGCCAUGCUGCGUUGUGAGCUGAGCAAGGUGGCCCCUGUGGAGUGGAGGAAGGGGUCACAGACACUCAGAGAUGGGAGCAGACACAGCCUGAGGCGGGAGGGGACCGUGUGUGAGCUGCACAUCCGUGGCCUGGCCUUGGAGGACGCUGGAGAGUACACGUGUGUGUGUGGGCAGGAGAGGACCUCGGCCACGCUGAGCAUCACAGCACUGCCUGCCAAGUUCACAAAGGGUCUGAGGAAUGAAAAGGCCACGGAAGGGGCCACGGCCACGCUGCGUUGUGAGCUGAGCAAGGAGGCCCCUGUGGAGUGGAGGAAGGGGUCACAGACACUCAGAGAUGGGAGCAGACACAGCCUGAGGCAGGAGGGGACCGUGUGUGAGCUGUGCAUCCGUGACCUGGCCUUGGAGGACGCUGGAGAGUACACGUGUGUGUGUGGGCAGGAGAGGACCUCGGCCACGCUGAGCAUCACAGCACUGUCUGCCAAGUUCACAAAGGGUCUGAGGAAUGAAAAGGCCACGGAAGGGGCCACGGCCACGCUGCGUUGUGAGCUGAGCAAGGUGGCCCCUGUGGAGUGGAGAAAGGGGUCACAGACACUCAGAGAUGGGAGCAGACACAGCCUGAGGCAGGAAGGGACCGUGUGUGAGCUGUGCAUCCGUGACCUGGCCUUGGAGGACGCUGGAGAGUACACGUGUGUGUGUGGGCAGGAGAGGACCUCGGCCACGCUGAGCAUCACAGCACUGCCUGCCAAGUUCACAAAGGGUCUGAGGAAUGAAAAGGCCACGGAAGGGGCCACGGCCACGCUGCGUUGUGAGCUGAGCCAGGUGGCCCCUGUGGAGUGGAGGAAGGGGUCAGAGACACUCAGAGAUGGGAACAGACUCAGCCUGAGGCAGGAAGGGACCGUGUGUGAGCUGUGCAUCCGUGACCUGGCCUUGGAGGACGCUGGAGAGUACACGUGUGUGUGUGGGCAGGAGAGGACCUCGGCCACGCUGAGCAUCGGGGUACCCCAGGCUGUCUUCCGGGAGCCUCUACAAGACCUGCAAGCUGAGGAAGGCUCUACAGCUGUGCUGCGGUGUGAGCUGGCCACCAGUGCCACUGUGGUCUGGAGUAAGGGUGGCUUGGAGGUGCUGGCAGAUACACGCCGGGAGCAACGGCUUCAGGGCUGCACGGCUGAGCUGGUACUGCGGGACCUGCGCCGAGAGGAUGCGGGCGAGUACACUUGCGUCUGUGGCUCCCAAGCCACCAGUGCCACACUAGCUGUCACAGCUGCACCUGUGCGGUUCCUGCAAGAGCUACAGGCCCAGGAGGUGGACGAGGGGGCCACGGCACACCUGUGCUGUGAACUGAGCCGGGCAGGCGUGAGUGUGGAGUGGCGCAAGGGCACACUGCAGCUUUUCCCAUGUGCCAAGUACCAGCUGGCCCAGGAGGGCACAGCUGCAAAGCUGCUGGUACGUGGAGUUGAGCAGGAAGAUGCAGGUGACUACACCUGUGACGCGGGACCCACCAGCAGCACUGCUAGCCUCGUGGUCCGUGCCCCUAGGCCCAAGUUCAAGACCCGGCUGCAGAGUGUGGAGGCAGAGGUAGGCGGUGAGGCCCGGCUGUGCUGCCAGCUGAGCGAACCUGAGUGUGGCCCUGUACAGUGGCUCAAGGAGGGCACGGAACUGCAUGCCAGCCCCAAAUUUGAGAUCUACCACCAUGGGGCCACCUGCGAGCUAUUGAUCCAUGGGCUUGAGGCCAAGGACACUGGCGAGUACAGCUGCUUGGUGGGUGGCCAGAAGACUACUGCCUCCCUCAGGGUCACAGAACCUGAAGUGAGCAUCGUGCGUGGGCUGGCCGACGCUGAGGUCCAGGCUGACGAAGAUGUAGAGUUCAGUUGCGAGCUGUCCCAGUCAGGGGCCAGGGACGUGCAGUGGCGUCUCCAGGGCCUGCCACUGCAGAGCAAUGAGGUGACUGAGGUGACUGUGCGAGGUGGCCGCACCCACGUGCUCCAGUUGAGGGGCGUGACCCCUGAAGAUGCCGGCACUGUCUCCUUCCACGUGGGGGUGCACAUGUCCUCCGCCCAGCUCACUGUGCGAGCCCCUGAGGUGACCAUCCUGGAGCCCCUGCAGGAUAUGCAGCUCUGUGAGGGCCAGGAUGCCCACUUUCGGUGCCGGCUGUCCAGAGCCUCUGGCCACGAGGCCCACUGGUCCUUGGGAGGAGUGCCUCUACAGGCCAAUGAGAUGAAUGACAUCACUGUGGAACAGGGCGUGCUGCACCUGCUUACCCUGCAUAAGGUGACCACUGAGGAUGCUGGGACUGUCAGUUUCCAGGUGGGCUCCUGCAGUUCCGAGGCCCAGUUGAAGGUCACAGCCAAGAACACGGUGGUGCGGGGCCUGGAGAACGUGGAGGCCCCUGAGGGCGGAGAGGCGCUGUUCGAGUGCCAGCUGUCCCAGCCUGAGGUGGCUGCCCAGACCUGGCUACUGGAUGAUGAGCCGGUGCACACCUCGGACAGUGCCGAGGUGGUCUAUUUUGAGGGCGGCCUGCGCCACCUGCUGCUGCUGAAAAACCUGCACCCGCGGGACAGCUGCCGUGUGACCUUCCUGGCCGGGGACCUCGUGUCCUCUGCUUUCCUCACUGUCCGAGGCUGGCGCCUGGAGUUCCUGGAGACCCCACAAGAUGUGGUAGUGCCCCCCGGUGCGCAGGCCCACUUUAACUGCACGCUCAGUGAGCCUGUGCCUGUGGGUGAGGCCAGCUGGUACCUGGAAGGCGCCACUGUGCAACCAGACGACCCCGACUGGACAGUCACAGCUGACGGCAGCCACCACAGCCUGCUGCUGCACCAUGCCCAGCCGCAUCAUGCUGGGGAAGUCACCUUCGCCGCCCGGGAUGCUGUGGCUUCUGCUCGGCUCUCUGUACUGAGCCUCCCUGACCCCCCAGAGGAUGCUGAAGUGGUGGGGCGAAGCGGCCGAUCUGUGACGCUCUCCUGGGUAGCCCCCACAAGUGAUGGCGGGGGUGGUCUCUGUGGCUAUCGUGUGGAGAUGAAGCAGGGAGCCACUGGCCAGUGGCGUUUGUGCCAUGAGUUGGUGCCUGGGCCUGAGUGUGUAGUGGAUGACCUGUCCCCUGGGGAGACCUACCGCUUCCGUGUGGCAGCCGUGGGUCCUGCGGGAACCGGAGAGCCAGUGCACCUGCCCCAGACUGUCCAGCUGGAGCCGGAGCCAGCUUGUCCUCUAGCUCCUGAGAGUCGGCAUGUGACUGCCGGUGAGGACGUCUGUCUGGAGCUGGAGAUGGCAGCAGAGGCUGGUGGUGUGGUCUGGCAUAAGGGUUCGGAGCGUAUCCAGCCUGAUGGACGCUUUGAGGUGGUCUCCCGAGGUCGGCGACAGAAGCUAGUCAUCAAGGGCUUCAGGGCUGAGGACCAGGGGCAGUACAGCUGCAGCCCUGCCAGCAGUCCGACUCCUACUGCCAGCGCCUCUUUCCAGGUGGUGCUGGCUGCAAACUCUGGGGCCGAAGCCCUGGCACAGCCCAGCCUGCCUCCCGAGGCAGCCCAGGAAGGUGACCUGCACCUGCUGUGGGAGGCCUUGGCCCGGAAGCGCCGCAUGAGCCGUGAGCCCACUCUGGAUUCCAUCAGCGAGCUUCCUGAAGAGGACACCCACCUGCAGCUCCUGCGGCAAGCGGCUGAGGAGGCGGCUCCUGAUCUCUCGGAGGACUACUCCACGGCUGACGAGCUAGCUCGCACUGGCGAGGCUGACCUCUCCCAUACCAGCUCGGACGAUGAAUCCCGUGCAGGCACCCCGGCCCUUGUCACCUACCUGAAGAGGGCUGGGAGGCCAGGAGUCUCACCGCUGGCCAGUGAGGUUGGGGCCCGAGAAGUCCCCUCUGUGAAGCCACAGAAGCCUCAAGAGCCAGCACCCGCAGAGCAGCUGCUCCAGGGAGGCCAGAGUGGUCCCCAUCUGGAUGAGGCAGCUGUAAAGAUUCAGGCCGCCUUCAAGGGCUACAAAGUCCGGAAAGAGAUGAGACAACAGGAAGGGCCCACAUUCUCCCGCACGUUUGGGGAUACGCAGGCACAUGCAGGGGAUGUCUUGCACCUGGAGUGUGUGGUGGCCAGCAAGGCAGAGGUGCGGGCCUGCUGGCUAAAGGAUGGUGUGGAGCUGACCGAUGGGCGGCACCACCACAUUGACCAGCUGGCUGACGGCACUUGCUCAUUGCUAGUCACCGGCCUGGACCACUCAGACGCUGGCUGUUACACCUGCCAGGUGAGCAGCAAGUUUGGGCAGGUGGCCCACAGUGCUUGUGUUGUGGUCAGUGGGACAGAGAGUGAGGCCGAGAGCUCCUCAGGGAGCGAGCUGGAUGAUGCCUUCCGCCGGGCUGCCCGGCGGCUGCAUCGGCUCUUCCGCACCAAGGGCCCGACUGAGGUCUCGGAUGAGGAACUCUUCCUGAGUGCGGAUGAGGGCCCAGCUGAGCCCGAGGAGCCGGCCGACUGGCAGACAUACCGAGAGGAUGAACACUGCGUAUGCAUCCGUUUCGAGGCCCCCGCUGAAGCCCAGCAGGCUGUCAGCCGCUUCCGAGAGAUGUUUGCAGCAAUGGGUAUUGGUGUGGAGAUCAGCCUGGUGGAGCAGGGCCCCCGGAGUGUGGAGAUGCGCAUUGGAAAGGUGGCCUCCACCCCCGGGGCACCCCUACAGCCAGCACCUGGCCUUCUGCCUGCUGAUACUGCCCCUGUGUUUCUGACGGAGCUGCAGAACCAAGAGGUACAGGACGGUUAUCCUGUGAGCUUCGACUGUGUGGUGAGGGGCCAGCCGAUGCCCAGUGUGCGCUGGUUCAAGGAUGGGAAGCUGCUGGAGGAGGACGACCACUACAUGAUCAACGAGGACCAGCAGGGCGGCCACCAGCUCAUCAUCACAGCUGUGGUGCCAGCAGACAUGGGUGUCUACCGCUGCCUGGCUGAGAACAGCGUGGGUGUCUCUUCCACCAAGGCUGAGCUCCGUGUGGACCUGACCAGCACAGACUACGAUACUGCAGCCGAUGCUACAGAGACCUCGUCCUACUUCAGUGCCCAGGGCUACCUAUCCAGCCGGGAGCAGGAGGGGACAGAGUCGGAUGAAGGGCAGUUACCCCAGGUGGUGGAGGAGCUGAGGGACCUGCAGGUGACCCCAGGCACACGCAUGGCCAAGUUCCAGCUCAAGGUGAAAGGCUACCCAGCACCCAGGGUGUACUGGUUCAAGGAUGGGCAGCCCCUGUCCGCGUCUGCCCACAUCCACAUGGCUGACAAGAAGACGGUGCACACACUAGAGGUGCUGUCUGUGGUGCGGGAAGAUGCUGGCCAGUACGCAGCCUACAUCAGCAACGCCCUGGGUGCUGCCUACUCCUCUGCCCGGCUGCUGGUCCGAGGCCCCGAUGAGCCGGAAGAGAAGCAAGAAUCAGCUGAGCCUGAGCAGAUGGAGCCUCCCCGGAUCCUGGAGAGGUUCACACCCAAGACAGUGAAACGACACUCAAGUGUGACCUUCUCCGUGAAGGUAGCAGGACACCCGGCCCCUGCCGUACACUGGCUCCGGGAGGAGGCCGAGAGGGGCGUGCUGUGGAUUGGCCCUGACUCACCAGGCUACACUGUGGCCAGUUCUGCCCAGCGGCACAGCCUGGUGCUGCUGGAUGUGGGCCGGCAGCAUCAGGGCACCUAUACCUGCAUUGCCACCAACGCUGCUGGCCAGGCCCUCUGCUCUGCUAGCCUGCAUGUCUCAGGCCUGGCCAAGGAAGAGGAGCAGGAGAAGGUGAAGGAGACCCUCAUCUCCACAUUCCUGCAGGGGACGACCCAAGCCAUCUCGGCACAGAUGCUAGAAGCUGGGACUGUAGCUGACCUCGCUGAGCAAAAGAAAGGAGAGCCCUUGGCAGCCGAGGAGGUGGGUAGUUCCCUGUCCCUGGCCGAGGUGGGCACGGAGGAGUUCCUGAGGAAACUGACCUCCCAGAUCACUGAGAUGGUGUCUGCCAAGAUCUCGCAGGCCAAGCUGCAGGUGCCCGGGGGUGACAGUGAUGAGGAGUGCAAGACGCCAUCUGCAUCCCCCCGGCAUGGCCGGUCACGGCCGUCUUCCAGCGUCCAGGAAUCCUCCUCUGAGUCGGAGGACAGCGACUCCCGUGGUGAGAUUUUCGACAUCUUUGUGGUCACGGCUGACUACCUGCCCCUGGGAGCUGAGCAGGAUGCCAUCGCGCUCCGGGAGGGCCAAUAUGUGGAGGUCCUGGAUUCUGCUCACCCGUUGCGCUGGCUUGUGCGCACCAAGCCCACCAAAUCUAGCCCUUCCCGGCAGGGUUGGGUGUCACCUGCCUACCUGGAUAAGAGACUCAAGCUGUCACCAGAGUGGGGAACCCCUGAGUCUCCCGAGUUCCCCGGUGAAGUCAUGUCAGAAGCUGAAUACAAGACAAAGCUGAGCUCUGUGAUCCAGGAGCUGCUGAGCUCAGAACAGGCCUUCCUGGGGGAGCUGCAGUUCCUGCAGAGCCACCACAUGCGGCACCUAGAGCAGAGCCCCCACGUGCCCCCCACUGUGGCCAGCCAGAAGGCCAUCCUCUUCCGUAACAUGCGGGACAUCAGCCGAUUCCAUAGCAGCUUCCUGCAGGAGCUGCAGCGCUGCGACACAGACGACGAUGUGGCCAUGUGCUUCAUCAGGAACCAGGAGGCAUUUGAGCAGUAUCUGGAGUUCCUGGUGGGCCGCGUGCAGGCUGAGUCGGUGGUGGUUAGCACAGCUGUCCAGGAGUUCUUCAAGAAAUACACAGAGGAGGUACUGAUCGCUGGGGACCCCUCGCAGCCACCCCCACUGCCUUUGCAACACUAUCUGGAGCAGCCAGUAGCCCGGGUGCAGCGUUACCAGGCCCUGCUAAAGGAGCUGAUCCGGAACAAGGCCCGGAACAGGCAGAACUGCGCACUGCUGGAGCAGGCCUACGCUGUGGUGUCAGCCUUGCCUCAGCGUGCUGAGAACAAGCUGCAUGUGUCCCUCAUUGAGAAUUACCCAGGCACACUGGAGGCACUGGGCGAGCCGAUCCGCCAGGGCCACUUCAUUGUGUGGGAAGGGGCACCAGGAGCCCGCAUGCCCUGGAAGGGCCACAACCGCCACGUCUUCCUCUUCCGCAACUACCUGGUGAUCUGCAAGCCCCGGCGGGACCCCCGCGUCGAUGCUUCUAGCUACGUCUUCCGGACCAUGAUGAAGCUGAGCAACAUUGACCUGAAUGACCAGGUGGAGGGUGACGACCGUGCUUUCGAGGUCUGGCACGAGCGGGAGGACUCAGUGCGCAAGUACCUGCUGCAGGCACGCACUGUCAUCAUCAAGAGCUCCUGGGUGAAGGAGAUCUGUGGCAUCCAGCAGCGCCUGGCCCUGCCUGUGUGGCGGCCCCCAGAUUUCGAAGAAGAGCUGGCUGACUGCACUGCUGAACUUGGGGAGACGGUCAAACUGGCUUGCCGGGUGACGGGCACGCCCAAGCCUGUGGUGAGCUGGUACAAAGAUGGAAGGCCAGUGGUUGUGGACCCUCACCACAUCCUUAUCGAGGACCCUGACGGUUCCUGCACCCUCAUCCUGGACAACCUGGCUAGUGGGGACUCCGGCCAGUACAUGUGCUUUGCGGCCAGUGCUGCCGGCAAUGCUAGCACCCUGGGCAAGAUCCUGGUGCAAGUCCCUCCACGGUUUGUGAGCAACGUCCGGGCCGUGCCCUUUGUGGAGGGAGAGGACGCCCAGUUCACAUGCACUAUUGAGGGUGCUCCCUACCCCCAGAUCAGGUGGUACAAGGAUGGGGUCCUGCUGACCACGGGCAGCAAGUACCGGAUGCUGAGUGACUCACGCAGUGGCGUGCUGGUGCUGACCAUCCGGGCUGCGGGCAAGGAAGACCUAGGGCGUUAUGAGUGUGAGCUGGCAAACCGGCUGGGUGUGGCACGCGGCGGUGGGGAUCUGUGCCUGCAGAGCCCGGUGCUGCGAGCCUGGGACCAGCGCCGUUGGGAGCCAAUGAUGGCGGCUGUGGAAGUCACUGAGCAGGAGACUAAAGUCCCCAAGAAAACCGUCAUCAUAGAGGAGACCAUCACCACCGUGGUGAAGAGCCCGCGUGGCCGGCGACGGUCUCCCAGCAAGUCCCCCUCCCGCUCUCCUUCCCGCCGCUCUGCCAGCCCAUCUAGGCCAGGCCUGCUGGCCGCUGAAUCGCCACCCUUGCCGGGGCCCGGGGCAGGGCCGGGCUGGAAGCCCACAGUGCCAGCGCUGUUCGUGACAGAGGCCGAGGCCCACCCUGCAACCCUGCCUGGGGGUGUCCGGCCCCAAUCCCAGUGGGUGGAGGUGGAGGAAACCAUCGAGGUGUGCGUGAAGAAGACAGGUCCCCAGGAUGGGGACCCCAACUCCAACAACUCCAACAACAAGCUGCUGGCCCCGGGCCCGGCCGUGGUGUACGGCUCCAGUCAGCCCCUCACUCUGUGUGUGGAUGCUGAGGGCAGUGUGCAGGGGCACUGUGCACCCGAGAUGGAUACUCUGCUAGAGGAAGAAAGUGACGGGGAAGGGGAAGGGGAGAACAGGGAUGCCAGCAGGCCCUGGAGCCGAGACUCCAAGAUCCUUAAGCGUGACGGCUGUGUGCUGACCCUGGCAGACCUGGAGGACUAUGUGCCCCAGGCUGGGGAGACCUUUGGCCGCCAUGGCACGGAGCCCUGUGCCUGUGACGACCCACCCUGUGAGGUGGCCGUGGUACAGCAUGAGAUCACAGAGCCCACCGUGGGGCAGCCUGUGCUGCUGAACCUGGGCCACCCGCUGGGCUCUGCCUUCAGGCCUGGGCCACUGGACCACUGGGCCCAGGGCAUCUCCCCUGUUGGGUCCCAGGCGCCACGUUGUUUCCAUAGUGGUCAAGCCAGCUUCAAGACGGAGGUCUCUACCCAGGUGGUUGGCUUUGGGGCUGUGGGUGCUGUUCUGGAGAGCCCCGCCCACCCUGCACUGGAUCCACUGGAACAAGCAGUCCCCCCUAGCCCAGGGACACUGCUGGAUGCCACUGCAGGGGACUUUGCCAGCACCAAGGGGCCCUCAGCACUACAGGCGGCUACACCCCUGUGCCCCGGAGGGGAGACCUCAGACACAGCUGCCCAGCCCCUUCAGGAGUCACAGCCUCCCCCCCAUGGAGGUCCGGAGCAAGAGGCGGCCAAAGCCCAGGGACGCACGGUGCCUAUUCGGAUUGAAGGCCAUGCCUGGCCAGGAGCAAGCCCUGGAGAGCUGCUCUGGAAUGUCCACAGUCACACCGUCACUGAGACCACACACACAACCUAUAUCUACCAGGCCACGGGCACAGAGGCCACAGAGAAAAUCCCUGUGGGCCAGACCACAGGCAUGGCGGCCACAAGGCCACCUAGCAUGCAGGUGACCAUUGAGGAUGAGCAGGUGCUGGCCGGGGGCACAGCGCGGUUUGAGGCGGUCAUCGAGGGGAGUCCGCAGCCCACAGUGACCUGGUACAAGGACGAUGUCCAGCUGGCAGACAGUGCCCGGCUCAGCCAGUGCCAGGAAGGAGCGACCUACGCUCUCGUGCUGCGGGAUGUGGGCCUGCAGGAUGCCGGCGUCUACACCUGCCUGGCCCGCAAUGCCGGUGGCCAGGUGCUUUGUAAGGCUGAGCUGCUGGUGGAGAGUGGGGCCAGUGCACUGGACCUGGAGAAACAGAGCUGUCGGAGGAAGCUGCACUCCUUCUACGAGGUCAAGGAGGAGAUUGGAAGGGGCGUGUCUGGCUUUGUGAAGAGGGUACAGCACAAAGGCAACCAGCUCUCCUGUGCAGCCAAGUUCAUCCCUCUGCGAAGCCAGAGCCGGGCCCAGGCGUACCGUGAACGGGACAUCCUGGCCUCGCUGAGCCACCCACUGCUCACCCAGCUGCUGGACGAGUUUGAGACGCGCAAGACCCUCAUCCUGGUGCUGGAGCUGUGCUCGUCGGAGGAGCUGCUGGACCGCCUGUUCCGGAAGGGCGUGGUGACUGAGGCUGAGGUCAAGGUGUACAUCCAGCAGCUGGUGGAAGGCCUGCACUACCUGCACAGCCACGGUGUCCUCCACCUAGACAUAAAGCCCUCCAACAUCUUGAUGGUGCACCCUGCUCGGGAGGACAUCAAGAUUUGCGACUUUGGCCUUGCCCAGAGAGUGAGCUCCACAGAGCCCCAGUACAGCCAGUAUGGCGCCCCUGAGUUUGUGGCUCCUGAGAUCAUCGAGCAGAAGCCCGUGAGCGAGGCCUCGGACAUCUGGGCCAUGGGGGUCGUCUCCUACCUCAGUCUGACCUGCUCGUCCCCCUUUGCUGGUGAGAGUGACCGGGCCACCCUGUGGAAUGUUCUAGAAGGACGGGUGUCCUGGAGUAGCCCUGUGGCUGCCCACCUCAGUGUGGACGCCAAGGACUUUCUCCAGGCUACACUCCAGAGAGCCCCAGAGGCACGGCCCAGUGCCUCUCAGUGCCUUGGGCACCCCUGGUUCCUGACAUCUGUGCCAGCUGAGGAGGCCCAGUUUGUCAGCACCAAGCAACUCAAGUUCCUCCUGGCCCGCAGCCGUUGGCAGCGUUCCCUGAUGAGCUACAAGUCUGUCCUGGUGAUGCGUUCCAUCCCUGAGCUGCUCCAUGGUCCACCCGACAGCCCCUCGCUGGGUGUGGCCCGGCACCUGCGGGACCAGGCUGGCGCCUCUUCCAGCUCCUCCUCCUCCUCCUCUUCAGACACUGAGCUCACCCCCUUUGCCCGAGCUAAGUCGCUGCCACCCUCCCCGGUGACGCACUCUCCACUGCUGCACCCCAGGGGCUUCCUGCGGCCCUCAGCCAGCCUGCCUGAAGAGGCUGAGGCCUGUGGCCCUCUGGUGACUACAGCCCCACCAGCACCGCCUCCUCGCACAGGGCCAGUGCCCCGGCACAGCGUGGUUCACAGUCUGUUCCACCAGCAGGCGGGUGAGGACCCUGUCCCAGGGGGCCGGCGACACCCAGUCCGGCGCCGGCACCUGCUGAAGGGUGGGUACAUCGCGAGGGCUCUGCCUGGCCUGCGGGAGCCGCUGAUGGAGCAGCGGGCGCUGGAGGAGGCCAGUGAGGAGCUGCUUACACCUCCUGCCAAGAUCCCCUCCUUGGAACCUGGCCUGCAGCCACCUGGCCCUAAAUCCCAUGAAGACCUGGCAGGUGCCACCAGCCCAUCCCAGGAUACCUGCUUUGGGGGACGGUGCCCACCUCCAGCUCCCCCCAGGCGACUCUCGUCCUCCAGCGGCAACCGGGCCUGGGCUCAGUUGGAGGGGGUGGCCCAGGACAGUAGUCAAAGGCAGCCAGUUCCCCUGGGCCUCCCUGAGCAGGGCCAUAGGCCCCCCUCAGCCCCUUCCAGCCCCUGCUCCUCGCCUGCAGCAGAACCCCCAGUACCCCCUUCUAUAGCCACAGCCAACCUCGUGCCAGGCUCUAAGACAGGGCUGGAGGGCAUGACCCUGCCUCAGGGAAUGGGGCAGACGGGCUGGGGGUCAGGUCUCUCCCAGGAGGACGAGGGCUCCCCCGACAACAGCCCCCACAUGCAGCGGCCACAGGAACAGGCGACUACUCGCAAGUUCUCCCUGGGAUCCCGGGGGGGCUAUGCAGGGGUGUCAGGCUAUGGCACCUUUGCCUUUGGGGGUGACGCGGGGGGUAUGCUAGGGCAGGGACCCCUGUGGGCCAGGCUGGCAUGGGCUGCAUCCCAGUCCUCAGAGGAGCAGGACGAAGCUGCAGCUGGUGGGGAAUCCCUGUCAGCAGCCCCAGAGCUGGGCUCCUGGGAGGAGCCUGGGCAGGUGUCUCUGGUACAGAUCCGGGACCUGUCAGGGGACGCAGAAGCAGCUGACACCCUCUCCCUCGACAUCUCUGAGGUGGACCCUGCCUACCUGAACCUCUCAGACCUGUAUGACAUCAAGUACCUGCCCUUCGAGUUCAUGAUCUUCAGCAGGGUCCCCCGGCCCGAGGGGCAGCCGGGGCCACCGUCCCCAGAGCCUGAGGAAGAGGAUGCGUCCGAGGGGCUCCCAGGGGCUGCAUGGCCCUGGCCCCAGGCCCCGAGCCCUGAGCCUGGUCUGGCGAUCACAGAGGAGCCUAUGGACCUGGAUGUGCUGCUGGGGGCGGCCACCGCGGGCAGGAAGCGCAAGUGGCCCUGCCUGCCGCUGGAGGAGCCGCUGGAGCUGGGGCUGCGCCAGCGGGUGAAGGCCUCCAUGGCCCACAUUUCCAGGGUCCUGCAGGGCCGGACCCUCGGCGUGGAGAAGGAGGGCCCCCCUAGAAAGCGGCCUGGCUUCACCUCCUUCCGCCUGUCAGGUCUGAAGGGUCGGGACCGAGCACCAUCCUUCCUACGGCAAUUGUCGGAUGAGACAGUGGUCCUGGGUCAGUCGGUGACCCUGGCCUGCCAGGUGUCAGCCCAGCCACCCGCCCAGGCCACGUGGACUAAGGACGGGGAUCCCCUGGAGAGCAGUGGCCGCCUCCUCAUCUCUUCGACCCUCAAGGACUUCCACCUGCUGACCAUCCUGGUGGUGACUGUCGAGGACCUGGGCGUGUACACGUGCUGUGUGAGCAACUCACUGGGGACAGCAGCCACCACAGCCACUCUCCGGAAGGCAGAGCGUCCCUCGUCAUCCCCACGCCCGGAUGUGGGGGAGGUGUCUGAGGACGGGGUGCUGCUGGUGUGGAAGCCUGUGGAGUCGUGUGGCCCAGUCACCUACACUGUGCAGUGCAGCCUGGAAGGUGGCAGCUGGACCACCCUGGCCUCCGAUAUCACCGACUGCUGCUACGUCACCAGCCGGCUGGCCCGGGGAGGCAGCUACACCUUCCGCACAGCCUGUGUCAGCAAGGCGGGCAUGGGCCCCUACAGCAGCCCCUCGGAACAAGUCCUCCUUGGGGGACCCAGGCGCUUGGCCUCUGAGGAGGAGAGUGCCCAGGGCCAGCCAGUCCAGCCCCUCCCCAGCACGAGGGCCUUCGCCUUCCAGAUGCAGAUCCGCAGGGGCCGUUUCAGCGUGGUCCGGCAGUGCCGAGAGAAGGCCAGUGGGCGGGCGCUGGCUGCCAAGAUCAUCCCCUACGAGCCUGGGGCCAGGACAGCUGUGCUGCGUGAGUAUGAGGCUCUCAAGGGCCUGCACCACCCGCACCUGGCCCAGCUGCAGGCAGCCUACCUCAGCCCACGGCACCUGGUGCUCAUCUCCGAGCUGUGCUCCGGGCCUGAGCUGCUGCCCUGUCUGGCGGAGAGGACAUCCUACUCGGAGUCAGAGGUGAAGGACUUCCUGUGGCAGAUGCUGAGUGCCACCCAGUACCUGCAUGCCCACCGCAUCCUACAUCUGGACCUGCGCUCUGAGAACAUGAUGGUCACCGAGUACAACCUGCUCAAGGUUGUGGACCUGGGCAGUGCCCAGAGCCUGGACCAGGGCCAGGUGUUUCCCUCAGAGACCUUCAAAGACUACCUGGAGACCAUGGCUCCAGAGCUCCUGGAGGGCCAGAGUGCUGUCCCGCAGACGGACAUCUGGGCCAUUGGCGUGACCGCAUUUAUCAUGCUGAGCGCUGACUACCCGGUGAACGGCGAGGGCGUGCGUGACCUGCAGCGGAGCCUGCGUAAGGGUCCACUCCGCUUGGGCCGCUGCUAUGCAGGGCUGUCUGGCGGCGCUGUGGCCUUCCUACGUGGGGCCCUUAAUGCACAGCCCUGGGCCCGGCCUUGUGCAGCCAGCUGCCUGCAGUGCCCGUGGUUGACUGAGGAGGGCCCAGCGGCUGCCCAGUCCGCACCGGUGACCUUUCCCACCACACAGCUGCGAGCCUUCGUGCGAGAGCGUGAGAAGCGCAGAGCACUGCUGUGCCGCAGGCGUCGCUCUCCACAGGGGCGCUGAGUGCAGGUGGGAUGCUCCAGCCCCCUGGCCAAUAAACACAAUCUGGAGUCCA